Molecule: messenger RNA, 543 nt
Organism: Hibiscus syriacus
Lineage: Eukaryota; Viridiplantae; Streptophyta; Magnoliopsida; Malvales; Malvaceae
Product: VQ motif-containing protein 19-like
Exons: 1
Coding region: 1-543 (180 amino acids)
Source: RefSeq, a predicted model, not a curated record
AUGGAAAAGCACCUCAGGCUCAACCCAAUACCUUCAACGCAAACUCCAACAACUUUCGUAGAGGCCGAUGCAAACGCAUUCAAAGACCUGGUCCAGAAACUCACGGGGUUCACCAACGACACAGAGAAGCUCCCCGUUACUCUCUCUGGAAGGGUUUCCACAAAAACAUCCUCACACGGCGGUGACCACCCAACGCCUCCGCGCCAUCCACCGUUCAAGCUCCAAGAACGUAGGCAACUACACAACAUGAGAAAGCUCGGUCUCGCCACUCUACGUAACUCCCCAAGUGAAUGCGCCCGCUUCUGCCAAGCCCUCCAGCUUGAAUCGCCGGUGACACCGCUAGGCUCGUCUGAAUCACUCUUUUACUCGAGUUCUGGUACUGUAUCACCAUCUCCUCCAGCGGUUUCGGAAGAGGAAAAGUCGAUUACAAAGAAGGGUUUUUACUUGCACCCAUCAACAUCAAAUACACCAAGAGGAAGCCGAUUACCGCAGCUCUUGACUCUUUUUCCACUAAGUUCACCUCGUCAGGAAAAACGAGAUUAG